AUGAACCACAAGAGCCAUAUCCUUCUGGACGACGAAGAGGCUGCCAACGACGACAAGGACAAGGAUUAUCGGCAGUUUCCAGAUGUCGCCACCGAUGCAGUCGUCCACGAUGCGUACCACUCGUUUGGCGCUGCUACCCCCAAGAAGCAAGUGGACAAGAAGAUCUUUUUGCCACUCUACGCUGCAACGGCCUCUUGUCUGAUCCUUCUUCCCGUGCUACCACUGUUUCUACGAGUAAUUUUGGUGACUGCCUGGGCCAUUUUGUUCAUUUGGACACCUCUGUAUUAUCUGUACCACUACGAUCCCGACAAUCAGACUGAUGCCUCCUGCUGCUCUUCUGCGUGCUGCGCCCAAGAUAACACUCUCAAGACUUAG
Messenger RNA from Seminavis robusta, 375 nucleotides. Lineage: Eukaryota; Bacillariophyta; Bacillariophyceae; Naviculales; Naviculaceae. The record is from the annotation of a GenBank genome assembly.